AUGCCUUCGUUUUUGAUGGACCCUUCAAGGCUUCUUUGGAAAAGUAGGAGAGGACUGUCUGACUUGUCUGCGCUCUCUUCUCCCUCGUAUAGACAGUUUCCGCGUGUCUGCGUCUCUCUGUUCCCUCACCGGCGAGGUCAGAUAAACAUGGAAACAGCAAGUAAACAUGUGAGAGACGUCGAGAGAUAAGGAGGGCGCAGAGAAGCGAAAAACAGCCUUUAGACGAGGUCAUAAAAUUAGAAAUAGCAUUCCAACUUGAGAGGUCGCAGAGAAAGCAGGCAGUUCCACUUUUUGGGAAGCCCUCGGAAAAAAUAAAAGCUGGUUACAGAAUAAAAAUCCAUCUAGCCUGGUCCUGGGUUCUAUCAAUGGCUAUCGUGUUCUACUUCGAGUUUUCAAGUUUGUUUCAAAGAUUUUCGAACUUUUAAAGUUCAUUCACUUUUUCAAAGCGACCGACUAAAAGCUACUUGCGCGCGGCGGCAUCCUGUAGAAGGGAUGAAAAGUCGCAAGCGGUAGGGCGCAAAUUUUAAUUCAUUUUAUCGGCCAAACCGCUCUUUGAUUUUUCUGCUCCUCUCUCUCCACGGCUCUCUCGUACACAUGUGCUAUUUCCUUGUUUCUAUAACCUCAUUGGUGAGGGAAAAGAGGGCGCAGACAAGUUAGACAGUUUAGAAUCGUCUCGAUUGAACAAACUGUACAGUCCGUCCGGCGCGACAGUUUUCGCGUGUCUGCGUCACUCUGUUCCCUCAGGUCAGAGAAACAUGGAAACAGCACGUGAACCUCAGAGAGAUGUCGAGAGAAAAGAGGGCGCAGACAAGUCAGACUGUUUCGAGUCGCGGCGAAUAGUGUAUAGUCCAAAAAAAAGAAGAAAUUGAACAACGAGACCCUAAAAAUUGUCCUGUCAAUAAAUCCAGGACACUUUUAAGGUCUCAAGUGGAAAAUGAGAAAAAAAGACAUUCAGGAACCUGCGGCUACGUCGUGGUGAUCACAGAAAACGAAGUUUGUCCCAUUUUGAUCGACUGUUACACAAGUUUCGUGAACCACGUCUUCUGGGUGAGUUCAAAGUUCUCAAUAACAUGUAGAUCCUCCUGAAUUUGAAAAAGUGAUGCGUUGCGUAUGCGACGCGGCUUUUUGGCGGGAAACACGAGGUCGCCGUCCGUUUUUGAACACUAUUGGUCACUGGAAAAAUUGGAAGUGUGGAAAACGGGCACGAAAUGGCUGCUAAAAGGGUUCCGUUUUGCGGCCUUUAUUGAGCCUUUCUUUAUUAGUGGGCUAAGAAGUCUCGAAAAAGGGUGCAAAAAGGGAGCAAAAUGGCCGCUGAAAUGGUUCCUUUUUGCGGCCUUAUUGAGCCUGUCAUUUUGGCUGGCUGAAAACUUUCAAAAAAGGGUGCAAAAAGGGUGCAAAAUGGCCACAAGCCCUCCAAGUCUUGAUUAUUAUUCAGGCAACUUUCAUCACGGAAGAAUGCCUUCCUUCGAUUUGUGUCCUCUUCUUCGGAGUUCUCUAUUGGCAUGUCAAUAAGUCGAAAAAAUUAGAUCCGAAGGUGAAGCUCGAGGAAAAGCUCCUCAUCAUUCAACUCGCCCCGGUGGCGAUUGCAAAAUCGGUGAGGUCUUCUGAUUUUUCUUGAAGGAUCUUUUUCAGCUCCACGCCUUUCAACAACUCCUCUACACGACCUUCUGUUCUCACCCUUCUCUGUAUGAUGUCGAAGUUCGGCUGACCUACGACGCCUCUUUCGUAUUUCUGAUCUACUCGAUCCCCUUAUCGUUCCUUGUUGAGAAAUCCCAUUUUAUUAUGAAACAAUUCUUCCCACCCGACCAAAUCCGACUCAUACGGAGCUCGAAAAUUAGUGUCAGUUAUUGA
This is a messenger RNA of Caenorhabditis auriculariae, 1851 nucleotides long. Lineage: Eukaryota; Metazoa; Nematoda; Chromadorea; Rhabditida; Rhabditidae. The record is from the annotation of a GenBank genome assembly.